GAGGUUGCGUAAGGAGUCCCGCUGAGCUUCAAGAUAUAAAGCAACUUCAGGUUCCCCCUCUCAAGACAAGACAAAUCAAAGGCUCGGAGGGAAAGCAGCUCCCUGAGCUCCGAACGCCUCUCCCUCCCUCCUUCCCUCCCAUCCACUCCCCCUUUCCCUUCUCACAGUCCGGCCUCUGUCUAGGGAAGAGGCUCUACGGCAGCCUUAGAUGAUUAUGGAUUUUCUGAGCGAGAAGUUUGCCCUGAAGAGCCAGCCGAGCAAGAACAGUGACUUUUAUAUGGGAGCAGGAGGCACUUUGGAGCACGUUAUGGAAACUUUGGACAAUGAGUCCUUUUACAGCAAAACGUCAGGCAACAAAUGCGUGCAGGCCUUCAACCCUCUGCAAAGGGCUGAGCAUCAUGUGAGGCUGGACAGGACUUCGCCCUGCCAGGACAACAACGUGAACUAUGGGAUUACUAAAGUGGAAGGACAGCCUCUUCACACAGAGCUGAAUAGGCCCUUGGACAACUGCAGCAACUUGAGGAUGUCUCCGGUGAAGGGGAUGCAGGAGAAGGGGGAACUGGAUGAACUAGGUGAUAAGUGUGACAGCAAUGUCUCCAGCAGUAAGAAGAGGAGACACAGAACAACUUUCACCAGUUUGCAGCUGGAGGAACUGGAGAAAGUCUUCCAGAAAACUCAUUACCCUGAUGUCUAUGUGAGGGAGCAGCUAGCUCUGAGGACAGAGCUCACUGAGGCCAGAGUCCAGGUUUGGUUCCAGAAUAGAAGAGCAAAAUGGAGGAAAAGAGAACGCUAUGGGCAGAUCCAGCAAGCUAAGAGCCAUUUUGCUGCCACUUAUGAUAUAUCUGUUCUUCCAAGGACUGAGAGCUAUCCUCAGAUCACAAGAAGUCCACAGGAAGGAGGAAAAAUCCUUGAUCAGCUCCCUCAGGCACCUUAUUCACUUCAUUACCUCUCAGCAGAUCACCUAAGAUAUGCAGGAGAAGAUGCCUGAGGUGUGCCCGAAUUGUUGUGUGUAUGUGUCUGUGUGGAAAGGUAAUCUGCAUUCAUGUGAGGGGCUGUGUCAAUGUACAUAUGCCUGUAUGUGUAAACAGGGAGUCUGGGAAGAUGAAGAAUUUGGGAACCAAGAAUUUGCUACCAUGCCUUUUCUUCACUCUUCUGCAGGAAAGCAAGCUGGAGAAGUUAUUGAUUCGUUUCUACUGCCAGAAUUACAAGAGUCCAAAUUGUUUUGUCAGCUUCUAAGGCCUCUGCAAAUACAACUGUUCAAAAUAUUAAUUAUAAAAUAAGGCAGUAAUUAUCUAAUCCUUUCUUUCUGCACUAUAUCUGAACUAGAUGAGUUCAAUGAACCAUAAUUUAUUUUUUAACCUGUUCAUGGUAUGGGGGAUAUGUGCUGUUGUAAAGGAAAAUGGGAAAAAGAGCUCUGAGAGUUAGAAUUUUUUUUUCCAUGUGUGUGUGUGACUCUCAUUAUUCUUUAAUUCUACUGAUCUCAAAUCUGACAGUAAAAAAGUCAGCUGCAAGGAUAACCCACAUUUAUUAAAGCCCCGAUUCCUUUGUCUAUGUAUUUGCAACACGAAAACAAAAUUAAGUGUGAAGGGGGAAUUCACUUUAUAGUGCUAACCAAGGAGUAAUUGCAAUUACUCCAACAUAAAGCAGAGAAUAAAUAUUUGGGUUCAAUCUCAGUACAUUAGAGAAAUGGCAUUCUGAAUAGGCAAUGGGUUUUUAGAAUGAAGAAAAAUUCAGCAAAGUUAAAAAAUAACAACAACAACAACCAACCCUAAGGUAUACAGCUCUUGAGUAGGAGCUUCUGGAUUAUGAAUGAUACUUACAAAUGCCUUGUAUUGUGAUAUAUUCUGGUGUACCACAGUUUGUAUAUUUUUAAAAAAUCAACAUUCAGGAAGGACAUACAAGUAAAAGUGGAAAAUAAAUAAAAAACUAUAUAAGACAACAGUAAGCGGAAGAAAAAAAUGAUGAAGGAAGUCACAGUAUGACAGAAAGCAUAUCCAGACAGUUGUGACAGAGAAAUAUAGACAGCAGAGAGUUUAAAAAGAUAGGACAGCUGCUGAGUAUGAAGUUUGUUUGAUUGAAGCAAAGUGAACAGAGGAUGGAUGAAAGAAUGCAUGGUCUUAUAAUGAUGUGCUGAACCUCAAAAAUCUUUCUGUAUGUUAAUCUAGUAAUAAAUAUGUGAAAAAAUACUUAUUUAUAGUGUCUAUUCAUAGAUUAUAUAAGAAGGCCUGAAGCUCAGAAUGAAGUUUUAAGUGCCUGCCAAGUAUAGAAAACAUUACACAUCAAAGCUUAAAUAUAUGGUUACUCCAAAUCUUCAGCAGACAUCACUGGUAACCACAAAGUUUGUCUCCUAGUCUGUCAUGCAAUGUUUUCCAGCAAUGUACAACACAGCUUGUUCGGGCUGCAAGCUGAAAAGGAAACACCCUCAAGUGUAUUUCUUAUUAAAAAAAAGUAAGCACAAAAAGGCUUUUUGGUCUUAAAACCAUCUUUGAAACAACUUCAGGAAAAAACUCUUGGAUGUAUUGGCAAAUGUUAAUAUUUUAUGGAUUCAUUUGUAGGUUUCUCAGGAUUUAAUCUGGUAAAUACUUCAGAGGAGAACCUAGUUAUGGAUGUAUUAAGUGAAAUCAAGUAGUGAAGAAAACAAAAGAUGAAAUAU
Messenger RNA from Coturnix japonica (Japanese quail), 2653 nucleotides. It is a transcript of the gene ALX1, whose product is annotated as ALX homeobox 1. Gene Ontology annotation, molecular function: RNA polymerase II transcription regulatory region sequence-specific DNA binding; DNA-binding transcription activator activity, RNA polymerase II-specific. The record is from RefSeq and is a predicted model, not a curated record. Gene Ontology annotation, biological process: negative regulation of DNA-templated transcription; positive regulation of transcription by RNA polymerase II; embryonic skeletal system morphogenesis. NCBI's taxonomy places the organism in Eukaryota, Metazoa, Chordata, Aves, Galliformes, Phasianidae.